Arachis duranensis is the source of this 2600-nucleotide messenger RNA. Its product is annotated as EH domain-containing protein 1-like. Gene Ontology annotation, cellular component: plasma membrane; intracellular membrane-bounded organelle; cytoplasm. Gene Ontology annotation, biological process: endocytosis; endosomal transport. NCBI's taxonomy places the organism in Eukaryota, Viridiplantae, Streptophyta, Magnoliopsida, Fabales, Fabaceae. Bases 1 to 1386 code for a protein of 461 amino acids. The transcript has 10 exons. Gene Ontology annotation, molecular function: protein binding; calcium ion binding. The record is from RefSeq and is a predicted model, not a curated record.
AUGGAUCUUGCCAUUGUCCCAUUUGAUUCAUUCCCCAAAGAUCAACAAAUGCUUUAUCAAGAGUGGUUCAACUAUGCAGAUUCAGAUGGUGAUGGCCGCUUUACAGGGAGUGAUGCCACCAAAUUUUUUGCCAUGUCUAACUUGUCACGACAAGAUCUUAGGCAGGUUUGGGCUAUUGCAGAUACCAAGAGACAAGGAUAUCUGGAUUUCCAAGAAUUUGUUAUUGCUAUGCAGAUACCUGCUUCGGCCGUGACAUCAAUUAUUGAUGGUUUGAAGAAACUGUAUAUACAAAAGUUGAGGCCUUUAGAAGCCACUUACCGCUUUAAUGAUUUUGUUUCUCCUUUAUUGGCUGGACCAGAUGAAAGAAGCAUUCCUGGGAAUACAAUUGCUGUUCACGCAGACAUGCCAUUUAGUGGUCUAUCAAGUUUUGGUUCAGCAUUUUUGUCAAAAUUUGAGUGCUCUCAAAUGCCUCAUCCUCUACUAGAGGAAAUUACAUUUGUAGAUAGCCCUGGAGUUCUAUCUGGAGAAAAACAAAGGACACAAAGAGCAUAUGAUUUUACUGGAGUAACAUCAUGGUUUGCUGCUAAAUGUGAUUUAAUACUGCUUCUAUUUGAUCCUCAUAAGCUUGAUGUUAGUGAUGAAUUCAAGCGUGUCAUUUCAUCCCUACGUGGUCAUGAUGACAAGAUUCGAGUCGUUCUAAAUAAGGCACACCAAGUUGAUACUCAACAAUUAAUGAGGAUUUAUGGAGCACUAAUGUGGUCACUUGGGAAGGUUCUAAAUACUCCGGAGGUUAUGCGUGUCUAUAUUGGGUACCAUCAUGUCUUUUAUCUUAUCUAUUUGUCGACUGCACCUGAGUUUUCACCUAUCCAUUUAUAUCUUUAUUCGUAUCGAAAAUAUUUGAUAAUAAAAAAUUUAAUUUAUUUUUGUAGCUCCUUCAAUGACAAGCCAAUAGAUUAUGCAGACAAUGGGCCUCUUGGUGGUGAACUUUUUGAGAAGGAACAAGAUGACCUUCUUUUAGAUCUAAAAGAUAUACCAAGAAAAGCUUGUGAUAGAAAAAUCAACGAAUUCGUGAAACGAGCUCGAGCUGCUAAGAUACAUGCUUACAUUAUUAGUCAUCUUAAAAAGCAAAUGCCUUCAAUAAUGGGCAAAACUAAAGCACAAGAAAAACUCAUUGCAAAUUUGGAAGGAGAAUUCGCCAAGGUACAAAGGGAGUUCCAUUUACCACCUGGUGACUUUCCAAAUGUUGAGGAAUUUAGAGAGAAACUGCGUGGCUAUAACAUCGACAAGUUUGAGAGAUUGAGACCAAAAUUGAUUGACGCUGUGGAUGACAUGCUAGGUUAUGAUAUUCCUAACCUCUUGAAGACUUUUAGAAACCCCUAUGGUUAAGUUUCAUGGCAAUUUUGGCAUUGUAGUAUGUUUUUAUAAGCACACAAGUGCAUGAGUCAUGUGAUCUUUUUUGUGAAUCAUCCUAGUGUGUUGUAUUAAUAAUUAAUGAUAUGGCAUUGUUUUAUGGUUAAGUCUUCGGUGGCCAAUGUUGCAUAUUAUACCAAUAUUGAGAGGUCAAUGAGUAAAUAAGCGUUGUUCAAUUAACGCCUAAUUUAAGGUUAAUCAUAUUUGUUUAACAGCGCGCUAAUGUCGGUUAAAAACAAUUGCUUCAACUCCCAGUCACAAAGUGAAGAGAUGUUGAGAAAACAAAGAGUUGAAGAAGUUGAAUUAGACCAAGAUGGAAGAGAUUUGGUGGUAUCAAAGGUCUAGGACGAAUUGGCUAAAGAAUGGAGACAAAAAUUCAAAUUUCUUCCAUCAAAAAAGGUCACAAAGGAAGAAGAGAAAUUGGGUGGACUAUAUUCUAGACGAAUUGGGUAUCAAAUAUGAGGAGUUGAGGAGGAAGAUCAAAUUGAGUUUGUAAUGAGGAGCUUCUUCGAAAAACUAUUUACAUUGAAAGAAACUUUGGAGGUUCAAGAAGCAAUUGAGGUUGUAAUUGCUAACAAGUAACUUAGAAAGAAAGGAAUCAGUAACCUAAUUCGAUUAUUUCUUGGUGACAGAAAUUAGGCUUAUACGAUUAAAGUUUAGGAUUUGAUGUUAAUCAAAAAGCUAUCUCACUGUGUUGAACCAAAAUUCCAUCUUGAUCACCCCUACAAUGCAAGUCAAUACAAGGUAACUCCGAAGUCGCAUCAUUCGAAUUAGGAGGAUUGGCAGGCAAAUUAUUACUAACAAGAUGCAUUGUUAUCAGCAACUGCUUCUUGACUAAUCACAAAUUCCAAAUUCGAAACACUGAUAAGUGAUCACAGAAUCACAGUACCAUAACAAAACAGCAGCAUAACAACAACAGCAGCUUAACAAGUCACUAAUCACAAAUUCCACUGAGCAGCAUAACAAGUAACAAUGAUCAAAACCUGAUCAGUAACAGACGACAGCAUAACAAGUAACACUGAGCAGCAUAACAAAGUAACAAGAACAGCAGCAUAACAAAUUCCAAAUUCAAAACACUGAGCAGCAUAACAAGUAACAAUAACAGCAGCAUUACAAAAGACGACGGAAAUCACAAAUCACAAAUUCAACCACAAACCAGUAAAUCAACAGAAAUCAGUAAAUCACAGUUU